This is a messenger RNA of Ricinus communis (castor bean), 2586 nucleotides long. RefSeq names its product phosphatidylinositol 3,4,5-trisphosphate 3-phosphatase and protein-tyrosine-phosphatase PTEN2A. Bases 362 to 2272 code for a protein of 636 amino acids. Gene Ontology annotation, cellular component: cytosol. The record is from RefSeq and is a predicted model, not a curated record. Gene Ontology annotation, molecular function: phosphatidylinositol-3,4,5-trisphosphate 3-phosphatase activity. Gene Ontology annotation, biological process: dephosphorylation. The transcript has 13 exons. Lineage: Eukaryota; Viridiplantae; Streptophyta; Magnoliopsida; Malpighiales; Euphorbiaceae.
AAGGGUCACAGAGUGCGGGUGAUCGGCCCGUCUCUAAGCUCAACAGGUAAAAUUGUUGUAAAAUGAUCUCAAGGGAAGCCCAUGCCCAUCAGAGAGUGAAGGCUCUCCGGUGCGCAGUGCAUAGUUUUUCGGUUUGAUCGAGGAGAGCGGGACCGUAUACUGAGACAAUAUGACCAUAACAUAGCACCCUGCACCUCUCAAUGCAGAGCUCAUGAUUAACCACUAAUCAAAACCAUUUCUGUUACCGACUUGCUUCUUUCUCUUUAAUUUUCGCGGGUCUGCAAUUUCUUCUAUAGAAAAGAAAAAAGAACUUAGUUUCAGUAUUCAAAUCUUUUGCUUAGACCUUGUGGGUUGUUAAAGAAUGGAUUCUGAAUCUACUGAUGCAUCGUCUCGACCUCGUGCCCAAGCUUCUCACCCUGAAAAUCUAUCAUCUCAACCCCCUGCCAAAGUUUCUAAUUCUGAAAACCCAUUCAAACCUUCUAAUAGUGAGUCUCAGUUGCCUGCCAAUGCCGAGCCUGCUGCAAACACUGCCAGUAGGGCUGAUGAUAAGGUGGGUGAAACACCUUCUUCAGGCAUAUCAUCUCACAGUAGAGGUUCAAACCUGCCACAGCCAACACGACCACUAACAGACUCACAAACUGGAAGUUUUGGGUCUACAUUUGCUCGUUUGACUAGUGGCCUUGGAUUAAAUUUUUCUUCAAUAGCUCCAGGACUAAACGAGAGUUCUCAAGGCAGUAUAUCAUCUGCACAAACUGGUGUUCUCGAAUCUUUAACUAAAGGAUUGGUUGAUUCAUCUCGAAGUGCUGUGAAGGCUGUGCAGGUCAAGGCACGUCAUGUAGUAUCUCAAAAUAAACGUAGAUACCAGGAGGGAGGAUAUGAUUUGGAUAUGGCUUAUAUCACUGAAAAUAUAAUUGCUAUGGGAUUUCCUGCGGGGGAUUUAAGCUCUGGGCUAUUUGGUUUCUUUGAGGGAUUCUAUCGAAAUCACAUGGAAGAAGUGAUCAAUUUCUUUGAGACUCAUCAUAAGGGAAAAUACAAAGUGUACAAUCUUUGUUCUGAGAGAUUGUAUGACGCGUCGAAGUUUGAGGGAAAGGUAGCAUGCUUCCCAUUUGAUGACCAUAAUUGUCCUCCCUUGCAUCUCAUAACAGCAUUCUGUUUAAGUUCAUUCUCAUGGUUGAAGGAGGACAUUCAAAAUGUGGUGGUAGUACAUUGCAAAGCUGGUAUGGGCAGGACAGGUGUAAUGAUAUGUAGCCUUCUUCUUUUUCUGAAGUUCUUCCCAACUGCCGAUCAAGCCAUUGAUUACUUCAACCAGAAAAGAUGCGUGGACGGAAAGGCUCUGGUUCUCCCAAGUCAGAUUAGGUAUGUCAAAUACUUUGAUCGUAUCUUAACCUACUUCAAUGGAGAAAAUCAGCCUGGACGAAGGUGCAUGCUUAGAGGAUUUCGGCUUCACAAAUGUCCUUAUUGGAUAAGACCCUCUAUCACCAUCUCUAAUCAUAGUGGGGUUCUGUUCUCAACAAAAAAUCAUCCCAAAACAAAGGAUUUAAUGCCAGAAGAUUUCUGGAUUAGAGCCCCAAAGAAAGGGAUCGUGGUGUUUGCUCUACCAGGGGAGCCAGGCCUGACAGAAUUGGUUGGGGACUUCAAAAUCCACUUUCAUGAUCGCCAUGGAGAUUUCUACUGUUGGUUAAAUACCACGAUGACAGAGAAUAGAAAAAUACUAGAUACAUCUGAUCUUGAUGGUUUUGACAAGAGAAAACUGCCUUCGCCAGGGUUCCAAAUUGAAGUUGUGAUGAUCGACUAUGAUGGUACUUCACCAGCAAGGUCAAAAGUUGAUUCUUUGAACAAGGGAUCUGAUAGUACUAGAAAUUCAGAAUAUGGUCCCAAGCCAAGCAGUAGAGUUACAGUUUCCAAUCAAAGAAAAGUCUCCGAGAAUGAAGAUGAUGUAUUCUCGGACAGUGAGGGAGAAGAAAGUAGUGCUCCCAAAAGCAGGCAAGCUACUGCAUCCGGAGUUGGAUCCACUCAAUCUGAUCAUACAUCUAACAUCACAGCAGAGCAAAUGAGGAGCUUAACACAUGGAACUGAGCAAAUGUCACUUGGGAGUCGUGAAUCUUCACAUUUUAAUGCUUCCAAGGGACCAAGUAGAGAUGGAAAUGAGAAACCUCCCUCAGGCCAUGGAAUACGGAAUCUAGACUCUGUAGGGGCGAGCGAUAUUAAGGCAAUUGCUGCUGAUGCUUCAGUUUUCUCAUUUGGAGACGAAGAAGAUUAUGAAAGUGAAUGAAGAAUUGGGAUUUAAUGCUUCAGUUUUAUCACUUGCACUUAGCCCUUUGAGAGCAAAUGGCACUAUUUAGUUAAUGGGAUGUUAAUUGAAUUUAUUCCUUUUAUUUGUUAUUCGUUGCAGCAGAAAAGAUUUAUGCCAUUUUCUGAACUGUUCUACCAUCUGUCAAUCCCUUCUGCUUCCUCCUUAUAUGAUGAAGCUUAUUUGUAUUCGAACCACAAACCCUAUGGAAUAUUUGAUUUUUCUCGGACUUCGAAUGGAAUGUGAAUAGAAAUGGAUCCUAUCAAGACAUUCUAUUCCUUUUUCUGCAUGCAAUA